This is a messenger RNA of Menidia menidia (Atlantic silverside), 1032 nucleotides long. Lineage: Eukaryota; Metazoa; Chordata; Actinopteri; Atheriniformes; Atherinopsidae. The record is from the annotation of a GenBank genome assembly.
CUGCAACCACUAACACACAGCAAUCGCCUCACCACAGACUUGUACAGCAAGGAGGAAAAUGUAACGGUAACGCCGACGGGUGGGGUCAUCCACAGCCCACGCUACCCCAACGCUUAUCCUCGCAACCUGCUGUUGUCAUGGAAACUGCAGUCACCACCAGGCAGCCGCAUACACCUGGAGUUUGAUGGACACUUCGGCCUGGAGGAGCCAGAGAAUGGAGUGUGCAGGUACGACUUUGUUGAAGUUGAGGAACAAUCAGAGACGAGCACCAUCACUUGGGGACGCUGGUGUGGGCAGAAGCCACCACCCAGACGCAACUCAAAAAGCAACAAGCUCAGAAUCACCUUCAAGUCUGAUGAUUACUUUGUGGCAAAGCCAGGAUUCAAAGUCUACUACUCACUGCAGGUCGACUCUACUCCGCCUGCAUCCAAAAACAACUGGGAGGCUGUCACGAUGCUCAUGUCGGAUGUUGGGGUAAAGGAGAUGUCAACGACAAUGGCAGAUGUUCCUUUGUCACUGGAUGAUUUAGACAGAACCAUAGCCGCCUGUGACACUGUGGAGGAGCUUCUCAAGUCUUUGAAUCCAGAAACCUGGAAGCAAGACCUGGACAACAUCUACAUUCAAACAUACAUACAUUACAGAUCCAGGGCCUAUCACCUGGCAACCAGACACAAUAAAGUCGACCUCAAUCGUCUCAAUGAUGAUGUUAAGCGAUACAGCUGCACUCCUCGCAACUACUCGGUGAACCUGCGUGAGGAGCUGAAGACGACCAGCGCCGUUUUCUUCCCCCGAUGUUUAUUGGUGAAGCGCUGCGGAGGCAACUGUGGCUGCGGAACCAGCGACUGGAAUAACGGCUGCACCUGUCGGCCUUUGAAAACAACAACCAAACUGCACGAGGUGCUGAAGUAUGCCCCAGAGUCCAGUAUUCACAGGCGCCUUCAGAGGACACGGGUGCGCUGGGUCAUUGACGAAAUCUUCCUGGCGCAUCACGACUCGUGCGAGUGUGCGUGUCCGUCCCAGCCCCCUCGCUGA